Symbiodinium necroappetens is the source of this 1203-nucleotide messenger RNA. The record is from the annotation of a GenBank genome assembly. Lineage: Eukaryota; Dinophyceae; Suessiales; Symbiodiniaceae.
AUGGCAGUUCAACUGACAUACAACUCCAGCCAUGGUGACUUUGCGUCGUUGGAGGAGACGGUGCUGCGACAAUUGUUCAGCCGCUUCUUAGCUUUCCUUGCUUGGCUCGCUCGUGAAUUAAAGGCGGAGGGUACAUCCGCAACCAUGGAGAAAGCUUCACCGCUUCAGGUGCAUCUUCAUGCGUACCUGCAUCUGGCACAGCCUUUUCAUCGCCGUGGUCGCGACGCCUUGCACGUGUUCGAGUUCGAAGGGGUUCGUCCCCACCUGAGCCCCAACACGACUUCAGGCAAGGGCUAUAUGGGUGCGGUUCGCUACGGGCACUUCUAUGUGGUAGUGGACAAGAUUGGCACUUUGUUCAACUCUACAGAUUUCCCACCUUUCAAAGCCUAUGGGGUGGAGGGAUGGUGGUUGGACAACCUUCUGAAGGCUGGGAAAUUGACGCGGCAGACGUAUCUUCGGGUGGCUGCGCAGGUGACAGUCGGAUUUCAAAAGCGAUUGGGAGACUGCAAAGCUGCAGAGCGUUAUCUUCACGACCAGGCUGUUCGAGACGCUGUGCAGGCAGAGUCCAAGGCGCUCGAGUCCGCGAUGUUGCCCAUGAAGACUUUUGGACCAGUCGAGGAGUUUGUGGCUUGCCACGACGGACAGCCUCGCUUCCGCCGUCCAAUCCUUGCGAUCGUGGGCGGCACGCGCUUGGGAAAAUCCAUGCUGGCUGCCCACACUUUGAAGCGGGUGGCGAACAAGUUGGGCUUGGCGGACUUCCUCGAGGUGACAGUAGAGGAUUCUGAGAACAUGGACCUUGCAGAUUUUGACCGCCGUGUGCAUGCCGGGGUUCUUCUUGAUGGCGUCGGAGAUGCCAUGUUCCUGAAAAGGAACAGGGAAGCCUUGCAAGGCCGCCCAAAGAUCGUGAAAGGGGCGAGAUCCGCCACGAAUGUUUUCUCCUAUUCCUAUUCUUUCUGUGGACGGGCAGUUGUCGCAACUUUCGACUUGUCGGCCCAAAACCUGGAAGAACUCCAGACGGACCAUUGGCUGCGCAAUCGUCAGAAUGUCCAACUGUUAAACCUACAGGAGCCAGCCUACAUUGAGCCAGCAAGCUUGAGCGCUGCUGAGAGUGAUGUUACUGACUCACGUUCGGAUCAGCGAAAGCGCAGGUGGGUGGCUUCGCCGGCACCUAAGCGCGAGCUGCACUUCGACGAGUCAGGCUGA